Teleopsis dalmanni is the source of this 1438-nucleotide messenger RNA. Its product is annotated as adenosine deaminase 2-A-like. NCBI's taxonomy places the organism in Eukaryota, Metazoa, Arthropoda, Insecta, Diptera, Diopsidae. Gene Ontology annotation, biological process: inosine biosynthetic process; adenosine catabolic process. The transcript has 3 exons. The annotation marks the transcript as partial. The record is from RefSeq and is a predicted model, not a curated record. Gene Ontology annotation, molecular function: adenosine deaminase activity.
AUAUAUUGUUUCAAAAUUCUUUGUGGAUACAAUUGAGUAAAAAUAUACAUAGUGUCUAACAACAAAUAACUUUCGUAUAUGUUUCGGAUAUAAAUUUUGACGCAAAUUUUAUGUUUAUUCUGACUUAUUAGUGCUCAAUUGUAUUGUGUACAAAAUUUAAGAAAUGGUUACUCGCGAACAAGUACUCAAGGUGCUUUUCUUGUUUUUCUUAGCAAAUUUUAGUUUUGCUAUUAUUUUCCUACCGCUUCAUUAUGUGAAUCUGAGCCAAAGCGAGGAAGAAAAACUAUUUGACUAUAGCCGCUUACGCGAGACCCUGGUAGCACAUGAUAAAUCACAUUAUGUGGGCAGUCAAUUUCCAUUGAAUUGUAAUGAAAAACUAGUGCUGAAACAUCUUAUGAUAGAAAAGUAUGAAGAUGUGGAUCAUUACCAAUUUGAUCCAUCAGAGAACUUUUUAAAUUCAUCAAAAAGGAUCAGCAAUAGUGCUUUGUAUAACAUUGUACGCAGAAUGCCAAAAGGAGGACUAUUACAUGUUCAUGAUUUAACCAUUUGCAAAGUUGAUACUCUUCUUGCUUUAAGCUAUCGUGACUAUUUAUGGACCUGCUCUGAUGAAAAUGGGGAUUUCAAAAAACUGAGAUUCUCAAAAACCAUUCCCAAUAAUCAAACAAACUGUGUUUGGUUGUUGUUGCAAAAUUUGCGUCGAGUCAAUGGUAAAGGCGUUGUGGAUCAAAAAUUAAAAGAAUCAUUUCUUUUAAACGCCACAAAAGAUGUGAGCUGGAGUAGCAUUCGUAAUACUAUCAGUUUUAUAAGUGGAAUGGUUACAUAUAAACAAGUUUAUGCUCAAUAUCACAUGAGAGCACUUGAAGAAUUGAGAAGUGAUGGAGUUUUCUAUGUGGAAUUAAGAUCGGAACUACCGCUAUUGUAUAAUUUAGAUGGAGUCAGUGGAACCAUUUAUGAUACUGCAGCUAUACUAGCAGAUGUGGUUACUGAAUUCAAGCAAUGGUUUCCAGAUUUCUUCGGUGUAAAAUUAAUAUAUGCACCCAAUCGCAACGUAAAUGACACAACAAUCGAUAGUUAUUUUGAACACGCAAUCAAACUACAGGAACUCCAUCCAAACUUUUUUAUUGGCAUCGAUUUGGUUAGUCAAGAUUCUGCAGGAAGAACAAUUAAGGAACUCAUACCAAAAUUGCUACCUUUUAAGCACCUUUUGAAAUUCUAUAUGCAUGUCGCAGAAACAAAUUGGAUCGGUAGCGAUUAUGAUGAAGACUUAUACGACAUCCUUUUGAUGGAAAAUCAACGCAUUGUGAAUAGUUUUUCACUAAUAAAUCACCCGCAAGUAAUGCAAAAUGUGAAGUUAAAUGAAAUUCCUGUGGAAGUUUGCCCAAUAUCAAAUCAAAUGCUUAAACUAGUGACUAAUUUUCGCAAUCAUCCACUCAGUCAU